Molecule: messenger RNA, 1254 nt
Organism: Leptosomus discolor (cuckoo roller)
Lineage: Eukaryota; Metazoa; Chordata; Aves; Leptosomiformes; Leptosomidae
Source: RefSeq, a predicted model, not a curated record
AUUUUGGAUCUUUGUUUGACUUGGAAAACGAUCUUCCUGAUGAGCUGAUCCCCAAUGGCGAGUUGGGCCUUUUAAACAGCAGUGGGAACCUUGUUCCAGAUGCAGCUUCCAAACACAAACAACUUUCUGAGCUUCUGAGGGGAGGCAGCAGCUCUUCCUUAAACCCAGGAAUUGGAAAUGUGAACUCAAAUAGCCCUGUCCAGCAGGGAGUUGGUAGUCAAGUUCAAGGGCAGCCGAACAGUGCUAAUAUUGGUAAUCUGGGUGCUAUGGGUAAGAGCCCUUUAAACCAGGGAGACUCUUCUGCUUCAGGCCUGGCAAAGCAAGCAGCAAGCACCUCUGGACCUACCACACCUGCAUCACAAACUCUGAACUCUCAAGCACAAAAACAAGUGGGGAUGGUGACGAGCAGCCCUGCAACAUCACAGACUGGAUCUGGGAUAUGUAUGAAUACUAAUUUCAGUCAGACACACCAGAGCCUUCUCAACAGUAAUUCUGGUCACAGUUUAAUGAAUCAGCCUCAGCAAGGACAAGGGCAGGUAAUGAAUGGAUCUCUUGGGGCAGCUGGAAGAGGAAGGGGAGCAGGAAUGCAAUAUUCUGCCCCUGCCAUGCAGGGGAAUGCAGGCAGUGUGCUGGCAGAGACUUUAACCCAAGUAUCUCCACAGAUGGCUGGUCACACCGGACUGAAUACAGCACAGACAGGAGCAAUGACUAAAAUGGGAAUGGCAGGUAACACUAGUCCCUUUGGGCAGCCUUUCAGUCAAACUGGAGGGCAGCAGAUGGGAGCUACAGGAGUGAAUCCCCAGUUACCAAACAAGCCAGGCAUGGCGAAUAGUUUGUCUCCCUUUCCUGCCGACAUCAAGAGUACUCCCGUCACCAGUGUGCCAAAUAUGUCCCAGAUGCAAACCCAAGUACAACAAGUGGGGAUCGUACCGACGCAGGCCAUGGCAACUGGACCCACAGCAGAUCCGGAGAAGCGCAAACUGAUCCAGCAGCAGUUGGUUUUGCUGCUUCACGCUCACAAAUGUCAGAGACGGGAGCAAGCGAAUGGAGAGGUGCGGGCCUGCGCUCUCCCGCACUGUCGGACCAUGAAAAACGUCCUCAACCACAUGACCCACUGUCAAGCUGGGAAGGCCUGUCAAGUUGCUCAUUGUGCAUCUUCAAGACAAAUCAUCUCCCACUGGAAGAAUUGUACUCGGCACGACUGUCCUGUGUGCCUGCCUUUGAAAAAUGCCAGUGACAAAAGAAAUCAACAAC